AAACUCAUAUCUGUUAUGAGAAACAAACCCUGGCGCAUGGCCAAGAAAUUAGCUGUGCUGAGGGAGGCUCAAGCUUUUGUAGAAAAAUUUGAAGGUGCCUUGGGAAAGGGCAAAGGAAAAAAGUUAUAUGCGUAUAAAAUGAUGAUGGCAAAGAAAUGGGUCAAGUUUAAGAGAGAUUUUGACAAUUUUAAGACACAAUGUAUACCUUGGGAAAUGAAGAUAAAAGAAGUGGAAAGUCAUUUUGGUUCUUCAGUGGCCUCCUAUUUCAUAUUUUUGCGAUGGAUGUAUGGGGUAAACCUAGUCCUGUUUGGCUUAAUAUUUGGACUAGUUAUAAUUCCAGAGGUAUUAAUGGGAGCAUCAUAUGGAAGUAUUCCUAGAAAAAUUGUACCCAGAGCUGAGCAACCAAAAGCUAUGGAUUUCUCUGUUCUUUGGGAUUUUGAGGGCUAUAUUAAGUAUUCUGCUGUUUUCUAUGGCUACUACAACAACCAAAGGACAAUUGGCUGGUUGAAGUAUAGGCUACCAAUGGCAUAUUUCAUGGUUGGUGUCAUUGGUGUAUAUGGAUACAGCCUGAUGGUUGUAAUAAGAUCGAUGGCCCGGAAUGCCCAUGAAGACACAGGAGAUGGAGAUGAUGAGAACUUCAUUUUUAGCUAUAAAAUGUUCACUAGUUGGGACUACCUCAUAGGCAACCCUGAGACAGCAGACAACAAGUUUGCAUCCAUCACAACUAGCUUCAAGGAAUCAAUUGUGGAUGAGCAAGAAAGCAACAAGGAUGAAAACAUCCAUCUAAGAAGAUUUCUGAGGGUUCUAGCCAAUGUACUCAUUACAUGUUGCUUAUGUGGAAGUGGCUACCUCAUUUAUUUUGUUGUUAAACGGUCCCAGGCCUUUUCCAAAAUGCAAAACAUUGGCUGGUAUGAAAGAAAUGAGGUUGAAAUUGUUAUGUCCUUGCUUGGAAUGUUUUGCCCACCACUGUUUGAAACCAUUGCGGCCUUGGAGAAUUACCAUCCUCGCAUCGGAUUGAAAUGGCAGCUGGGACGCAUAUUUGCACUCUUCCUUGGGAACCUCUAUACUUUCUUAUUGGCCUUAAUGGAUGAUGUCAAGGAGAAGCUGGCUGAAGAAGGCGUGAUCAGGAAUGCCACGCAGUGGACCAUCCAAAUAUAUCAUAAUUCAUCUGCAGGGAACAACAGUGCUGUUGCUCCACCUCCUAUGGAUCCAGCAGAUAUGCCUCGAGGACCUUGCUGGGAAACCACUGUGGGGAUAGAAUUUGUGAGGCUCACUGUAUCUGAUAUACUUGUGACAUUCGUAACGAUACUAGUGGGAGAUUUCCUCCGUGCUUGCUUUGUCAGAUUUGUAAACUAUUGCUGGUGCUGGGAUCUAGAGGCUGGAUUUCCUUCGUAUGCAGAGUUUGACAUUAGUGGUAAUGUGCUGGGGUUGGUCUUCAACCAAGGAAUGAUCUGGAUGGGCUCCUUCUAUGCACCAGGACUUGUAGGUAUAAACGUGCUACGUUUAUUAACCUCCAUGUAUUACCAGAGCUGGGCUGUUAUGAGCAGCAACGUUCCCCAUGAACGAGUGUUCAAGGCCUCCAAAUCCAACAAUUUUUACAUGGGACUCCUGCUGUUGAUCCUGUUCCUAAGUGUGUUGCCAGUCGCCUACACCAUCAUGUCCCUGCCUCCCUCCUUCGACUGUGGACCAUUCAGUGGAAAGAAGAAAAUGUAUGACGUCAUCCAAGAGACCAUCACCUCUGAUUUCCCUCCCCUCGUAGCCAGGAUCUUGGGUUAUCUGGCAAAUCCAGGACUGAUUAUGACUGCAAUGCUACUUAUGGUUCUUGCCAUAUAUUACCUGAAUGCUGUGGCUGAAGCAUAUCAACAUGCCAAUGCAGAGCUGAAGAAGAAAAUGCAAAUGCAACGUGAAGAUGAGAAGAACAAGAAGAAUAACAAAGCUUCCACCAAUCCUGCAAUGCAAGAUCUGGAAGACUUGCUUGUUCCACGUGCAAAGACCAUAGAGGAGUCCAAGCCAAUAGAAGGUAAGAAUAGUCCGUUUCAGUUGCUGCAGGUCAAUAUAUUGCUUUUAAUGAACCAUGGCAAGGUAAUUUGGAAGCUAUGCUGCAUUAAUAGAAGUAUCAUUAGUAUUCCAAAUCACGCACAGUACUCUAUUCAGCACUGGUUAGGCCUCAUCUCGAAUAUUGCAUCCAGUUCUGGGCUCCACACUUCAAGAAGGAUGCAGACAAGCUGGAGCGUGUUCAGAGGAGGGCAACCAGGAUGAUCAGAGGUCUGGAAACAAAGCCCUAUGAGGAGAAACUGAAAGAACUGAGCAUGUUUAGUCUGGAGAAGAGAAGAUUGAGGGGCAACAUGAUAGCAC
Messenger RNA from Elgaria multicarinata webbii, 2355 nucleotides. Its product is annotated as transmembrane channel-like protein 2. NCBI's taxonomy places the organism in Eukaryota, Metazoa, Chordata, Lepidosauria, Squamata, Anguidae. The coding region runs from base 16 to 2259 and encodes 747 amino acids. The record is from RefSeq and is a predicted model, not a curated record. The transcript is spliced from 16 exons. Gene Ontology annotation, cellular component: plasma membrane. Gene Ontology annotation, molecular function: voltage-gated calcium channel activity; mechanosensitive monoatomic ion channel activity. Gene Ontology annotation, biological process: detection of mechanical stimulus involved in sensory perception of sound; vestibular reflex.